Molecule: messenger RNA, 684 nt
Organism: Impatiens glandulifera
Lineage: Eukaryota; Viridiplantae; Streptophyta; Magnoliopsida; Ericales; Balsaminaceae
Product: F-box protein CPR1-like
Exons: 1
Coding region: 1-684 (227 amino acids)
Molecular function (GO): protein binding
Source: RefSeq, a predicted model, not a curated record
AUGUCGCCGUUUCCGGAUGAGAUUCUAGCAAACAUUCUUUUCCGAUUGCCUGUUAAGUGUCUUCUCCGUUCAAGGUGUGUAUCUAAAUCCUGGCUUGCCCUAAUCAGUAGUUCCUAUUUUGUUAAAUUGCAUCUGAACCGAUCAGUCCAAACCAAGAGCAACCUCGGCCUCCUCCUGUGGAAAGGCAAUUCCUAUAGGGUGAACAAUGAUUCCCUCGACAACGGCGUUCUUCAACCUAUAGAGGUUGAUAACCAUCCCUUGAGGUGUUAUAAGAAUUAUGGGACCCUUUGGGGAUCCUGUGAUGGCUUGUUCUGCAUGUCGAAUGACAUUGGAAAUGUCAUUUUAUGGAAUUCAUCAACCAAAAAGUAUAUAAACUUGCCUUCCACACCAAUUAAGAUUACCAUUUGUGGUAGUGAGAAGAAAGCCUUUAGAAAUACUUUACUAGAGCGAGUUUAUCGAUUUGGUUAUGAUAACAUCAAUGGCGAUUAUAAGGUAGUCUCAGUGGUGAUUGCAAAAGAUGCUAGAGGAGGAGACGCCUGUUUUGAGGAGAUGCUAGGUAGUUUGAAAUCUAAUUCCUGGCGUAAGUCAGAGAAUUGUCUUCACUGUCCGGACUUGAUAAGUACCGGAGAUUCAAUAGCAGGGGGAGCUAUGCCUCUGAUUUUAGGACAGAGAAAUAUAGAUUAA